Molecule: messenger RNA, 7317 nt
Organism: Xyrichtys novacula (pearly razorfish)
Lineage: Eukaryota; Metazoa; Chordata; Actinopteri; Labriformes; Labridae
Source: the annotation of a GenBank genome assembly
GACAAACUCUCGACUGCAGUUUAUUUCCUGCGUUUUGAAAAUCUCUUCGCUGGCACUGAACUGGAGCUAAGUUACUGAAGAGAUUUCACGUCUUUGUCUUGUCUCUAAAGCUGCUCCAUGGGACGUAAUAUAACCUUUAGCCUUGCUGGAGAUGUCUGGUAACGCAACAACAGUGCAGGAUAAUGGUUUAGGACGCGCUCUGGAGAAUGAUGAAUAAUUAUAUUUUCAUCAGGGUCGUUGGGAAAGGCAGCUACGGGGAAGUGAACUUAGUCAAACACAAAACAGACCGAAAACAGGUAAGAAACACAAGUAUAACAUAUUGCGGUAUUUCCCAAUAGUUCACAGGCACUUAAAUAAGCAUCGUAUGGUGUUAGCAGUAGUGUUUGCCAGACUUUGAGGUGCAAUGUUCCCCUUGACUUAGCUUUAAGUUGCUAUAGUAGGCUAAAGAUUCACAGAUGAGUCCAUAUAUGUGUGUUAUUUUUAAAUAAAUGUAGUGAUUAUUAGUAUUAUUAGUAAAGAUGAGUUAUGUCGGUGUUUUCAUGCAAAUAACACACACUUAGCAUGUGUUGUGUAAGUGUGCUGAGAUUUUUUAUCAACUUCUUUGUAACGAUGUCAACUCUAACUAUAAUAUCUGCUGAGCUCCACUGUGGCUGCUAUUGAGAGGAGGUUUUUAAGUUUGAGUUAUAGUUUGAUUGUUUGAGUAUUAUUAUUAUUAUUAUUAUUAUUAUUAUUAUUAAACCAGGUUUGUCCCACUGAGAUCCAAGAUCUCUUGCAAGAGAGACCUGGCCAAGAAUGUCAGCACAUACAGUUUUAAUACAAUAAUCACAUUAAUCAUACAGAAUGCAAGGAAUACAUAUGAUAAUAUUUUCAAAAUUAGUGAAAACAAUUUACAAGAUCGGUCAAACAUUUGCACUCAAAUAAAAUAAUUGCACUCCUGAAGCCUGGAUGUAAUGAAAUUUAUCAUGGAUACCAAGAUGGCCAAUUUACUUUACUGUAUAAGGCACAAUGAAGAGUUAGAGCUCCACAGUUUGGAAUAAACCUCAGAGCACCAUGAUACACACUAUCCAGCAUGUGGAGGCAUUGAACAGAGGCAUUCAUAUAACACAUCACCGUAAUCAAUAAUCAGAAGAUAGGUUGACUCCACUAGUUUCUGUUUCACUCAUAGUCUGUAGAGUAUACAGUACUAUAUAUUCUAUAUACACAAUACUGUAUAUAGUAUAUACAGUCUAUAGUUUCACCCUAAAAGAGAAGCAAGACUUAUUUCUAAAGUAAAAUCUAAGUAAAAGCUUCAGCUUCUUUAUAGUGUACUGAAUAUGUGCCUUAAAGUCAAGUGGUCGUCAAUCAAGAACCCCAGGUAUUUAAAAGUAGAUACAAGUUCAAUUUGUUGACCAUUACUGGUGACAAUGACACACUGACUUGAUCUUGCUGAUAUAGAGGUCUGGUUUUGUAGUCAGAGCAGAAAGCAAAGAUCAGCUCAGAGAGUAAUAAUCAUAUUUUGAUCAGCAGUCUUGACAAGAUCUGUGAACUCAUGUGUUCCCCUAAGUAACUCCAACCAACACAGUACUGUAAUAAUAUUUAAAAAGGAUCAUCUUAAAGUUCUUUGCAGUCUGGUUAAAAUGCGGAAGUUCCUUUAAAUACACAUUUGAUGUUCAGAGUUUUUCAUCUCUGAACUAGUACAUUCCCACUUAUUCACCUUCUUUAUUCAACAGUAUGUUAUCAAGAAGCUGAACUUAACCACCUCUUCCAAGCGGGAGCGUCGAGCUGCAGAGCAAGAGGCGCAGCUUCUGUCCCAGCUGCACCAUCCCAACAUUGUGACUUACAGAGAGUCUUGGGAGGGAGAUGACUGCCAGCUCUAUAUAGUGAUGGGCUUCUGUGAAGGCGGAGACCUUUAUCAUCGACUCAAACAGCAAAAAGGGGAACUCUUACCUGAGAGGCAGGUGGUGGAGUGGUUUGUCCAGAUAGCGAUGGCACUCCAGGUACAAUGAAAGAUUAAAAACAAUGGCUGUGAUGGCAUCUGACAUCAUUUGUUUCUUUGUAAAAUUAAAGGCAUUCAAUAAUUCUGGUCUUGCUUUGCUUUGCAGUACCUGCAUGAGAGGAAUAUUCUCCACCGGGACCUCAAAACACAGAACAUCUUCCUGACCAAGACGAACAUCAUCAAAGUAGGAGACCUGGGCAUUGCACGAGUAUUAGAGAACCAGAAUGAUAUGGCCAGCACACUCAUAGGGACCCCAUACUACAUGAGUCCAGAGCUCUUCUCUAAUAAACCAUAUAACUACAAGGUAAUUCAGAUAUAUCUUUAUCGGUGUAGUUAAUUCACAAAUAAUUAUAGGAGCUGCUUUACAAAUGAUGCUUUUUUCCUCCAGUCGGAUGUGUGGGCCUUGGGCUGCUGUGUGUAUGAAAUGUCCACACUGAAACAUGCCUUUAAUGCCAAGGACAUGAACUCACUAGUCUAUCGCAUUGUGGAAGGAAAGGUAGGUUUUACCUCUUUGUCAUGUCAUCUACAAGACAACAAUAUAAUUCAGUUCAGCAAAUCAGUUUCUGGAGUUUGUUGUUUCUUAGUGUCAAAAAAGUGGCAUAAUUUUAUUUAAAAAUAACUUAUAAUAUCUCUCUCUGGUUUCCUCAUCAGCUGCCACAAAUGCCCAGCAGGUAUGAUCCCCAGCUGGGAGAGCUGAUCAAGAGCAUGCUGUGCAAGAGACCUGAGGACAGGCCUGAUGUCAAACUCAUUCUCCGGCAGCCAUACAUCAAAAAACAAAUUGCCAUGUUCCUUGAAGCCACUAAAGAGUAGGUAGCAUUGGUAGUAGAUAUCUGAAGUGAUUUGUUUUAUAAUAAAAAUCUUUGCAAUUUGUUUCCUUUUGUUAUUAUUUCAUUUGCAUACUUCUCAUUUUCAGUAAGUGUGAACACAAUUCUGUCCCUCUAUCAAUAGGCCAAGUGAUGAGCACCGUUUAUAAGCUGAGUGAUCUAUUUUUUCUCAGAUGUUUACAUGUUUUGUUAUUCCAACCAGAAAAACUGCUAAGUCAAGAAAGAAAGCUGUGGAUGGCAGCGGUGAUUGUAAGGGAAACAGUGCAUCAACCCCUGCAGCAUCAUCUCAGUCAAAACCGAAGAAGAGCCCCCAGCAUGAACCUCCAACCAGAGUGAAACGGGUGAGUGGCUAGAAGAAAGUGGGGCUACUUUGAUAUGAACAACCCCAAUUUGAUAUUUUUGGUUAUUUCUACAGCUUCGAAGUCUUUUGGUUCUGAACAAGAAUUAGUAGAACAUUGUGGAUAUGCAUAGGUCUAUAUCAAUGUUGAGCCUCCCUCCCUCAAUCAGUGGAGGGGGAGGUUAAAGAAGGUGUACAUGAUGGAAAAGAUAACAGCAAAACUCAAAUUGAGAAUGGAGGAGUUUCAUAUUGUAUGGGCACCUGCCAUUUCCUAUUUAAAAAUACCAGCACAGUGAGACCAAGAAAGUUGUGAUUAUGGAGUAUGACCUCCUUUUCCUGCAUGGGUGUAUAUAUUUCCAAUAGAGCUACUCAUUUUUAUAUUGGUCAAUUUAUGAAGUGUAUGUGACGUAAGAGAGACUGGGCAGGAGGGUAUCCAUGGGGAGAAGAAAAUAAGUCUAGAGGGAGGUAUAACGGGAUAGUUCUUACUUCACCCUCAAACCUUAUUUAAUUUAAUUUUUCGUCACUUGUAUUUUAUAUCAUUUUAUGUAUUUUAUCAUUAUCAUCAUUAUUUUUUCAUGCCAUGCAAAUAACAAUGUAGAUGUGUUUGCCAAGUGUAAAUAGUUGAGUUAAUAAAAUUGUUCAAAUCGCCAUGAUGAUUCUCGUAGUUUACUUUUUAAAUUGUUUUUUCUUCAUCCUCAGAAAGAAGAGAAAUCACAACAACAUAAAGUGCAGAAUGGUGUCCCAGACUGUACCCAUGUACACUCACCUCAACCACCCAAACCCUCCUCCCCUGAUGCUCUUAAAUCCAGCAUCGUAUCAAUGGCAACAGUCAGCAACAUUGACAUUGAUAUCAAACAACCACAACAAGAAGAGGAGGAUUUGCUCAAGAGACAGACACAGGAGUCCCAGUCAGUUUCGUCACAUCACAAGUCAGGUAAUGAGCCUUUGACUCACAGUGUGCACACAGACCGCAAGACAAGAGGAAAACCAGAUCCAUCUCCCCCUCUGAAAUCUGUAUCGGGUGUCGGCAGUAGAGGGAUUGAAGAGAAGGGGUCAUCCAGUGAGCUGCCAGACAUUCACUCAAAGGCCAAAUCCAAUCACGGGGAUACCUUCUCUCUCUGUGCAGAGAGGAAACUGUCACCAGAGGAGGAUAAGGAUGAUACUAUGGAGUUACUCAAAGAGGCUGACAAACAAAACCCAAAGGUCGAAGUGGAGAAAGAGGCUGCAUACUCAGUCCCUGUGAGGAGAGCAGCACAAAAAUCCAACAUGGCUGAUAUUGGGAUAACUGUAGAGAUGAUUUUGGACAAUAACAAUGACACUAUCACGCUUCUUAAGGGAGCUCAGACACAGCACCAUACCUCAGCCACACAAGUAAGCACUCUUAGUCAAAGAUCAGCAUUUGUGUUGUCUAAAUAUUUCUCUGUCAAUGUGUAAUCAUUUUUUUAUUGACAGGAAAACCUAGAAAAUACUGAGAAGCUGUUAGAGCCGUUCCCUCCAAUUUUGGUAAGCAUCUAAACUCUUAUUGUCACUCUGUAAGUUCUUGCCAGCAUUAAGACUAUUUGUUUCCUGUUUAAACCCAGCAUCACAAAAUACAGUUUUUUAUUUCUGAAGAGGAAAGAUCCGGAGCGCACUACAUCUCCUUUUGUUGCAGUUUUUUAUUGUUGUUGUUGUGUGGGAAGAUUUUUGCUUAAGUUUGAAAAGUGUCAAUAUGUCGGUUCAGGAGGAAUCUAUGCAACCAGCCAGCAAGCAGGUUUUGGCCACUACAUGCCAAACUCCUCUAUCUUCACCAUCAGAGCCAUUUGUAUCUGCACAGUUCAGAGGCAGACGGGCGCUUGGAGAGCAGGAUCAGGUAGGGUCACAUCUGCUUCUGUUGCAGAACUGAUCAUUCAUGGCCAGUUAUGAUAGUAGAUUCUAUGACAGACAUGAGACUAAAAAACAACAUCACUGUGAUCAGUCAAAUCUUCGUUAAUAUUUUAUCAAUAAUAAUCUUUUUUGUCCAUUGUUUUAGUCCAAAGUAGCUGCUCCCAGACCUUUACCUCCACCUCCUGUUGUGAACACAGCUGCAGAGGGGAGGAGGAGGACUAAGAGGAGCAUAGAGAGCAAAAGAGCUGGUGGAGAUGCUAUCUCUUCAUCAGUCAGUUCCAUUAAGGAUGGAGUCUUACCACUGGUAGGAAUGUUCCUCCUUUCACAUAUACAGGGACUGAGAGCAGAUACAUCACUGCUGAGAUGUUUGUUUCUUUUCAAAAUGUCCACCCUAAAGCAUACUGUUCUAGAUCAUUAUUUGUAUUCAUGUUAAUGCAAUCUUAAGACAUGGGGUUCUAAUAUUUUUUGAAUGUUUACACAUUGCUAAUUGAUAUUGGGAAUGAAUUAACUGACAAAACAGUUAAAAAUAAAUCAUUUUGUGCUCUAAACUUAUCCCCAUGUCAGCCUUCACUUUUUUAAACCUGCAAUUUCACGUAAAUAAACCCAGAGAAUUAAAUUUAUGUUUUUAGGAUCGUCCUCUGUCUGCCAGAGAAAGACGAAGGCUUAGACAAUCGCAGGAGAGUGCCAGCCAAUCAGGUAUUUUGUGCUUGUUUUCCUUACUGGGCCAUGAUAUUGUGCUUUCAAAUAAACUGGAGACUGAAAUUUAAGGAAAAUCAUUUGGAAAUUGGCUUGAUCAGCAUUAUUUCUUUGCUACUCCUUCCUCAGUUAAUGCUGUCAGAAGGGCAUCUUAUGAUGUCACCUCUACCAGGGAUGAGAACCACAAUAACCCAGUUUCCAGAUCUGUGUCUGAUCUUCACACUGAGACCAAAGGACAGGUGCUUGAACCCCAUACUUGUACCUGAUUUAAUUAUUUUACACAUGAACGUAAUAGAAGUCAACUUUUACUCCUUUAAGAAAGUGGGAUAUGUUUCAUUGCAGCAGAAUAAGAUACAAGAGCAAAGGUCAGAUGAAGACGAGUGCAGCUCAUCUACAAGUUCCACAGAGCGCUCAGAGGGGGACUACAGGGACAGGUGGGAACAUCUGUUGUUAAAUUGUAUUGUUAUUUAUAUAAUAAGCUCUGGAAAGUAUGCAUAAACUAAUUUGAUAUAAUUAACAGUUCUUGUUUUAUCUGCAGGAAGUCUGAACCCAAUGAUAUGCAGGAUUUAGUCCACAUGAUGACUCAAACUUUAAGAAUGGAUAUCAGAGACGGUGUGAGCGAUGUGGACAACAAAGACAGAUUUGGCUCAACUUCACUUCCAGAAUUCAAACUGAACAGGAAGUACAGGGACACCCUGGUGCUUCACGGGAAAGCUCGAGGGGAAGCAGAGGACCUGUCACUUGGUGAAAUCCCAACAGGUUGGAUACUUGAAGUUAUCUCUGCUGUCUUCGGUCUACCGGGCUCAAGUGUGUUUAUGUAAAACCAUCUUAUGUCUCCAACAGGCUUCACAUCAGGUCCAGCUAAAGUCAGGAGAGCCAUAGAGAACCUGAGGACAGAUGUGGUGAAGGGGCUGGGGGUCAAGCUGCUGGACAAGGCUCUGGAAAUCAUGGAGGAAGAGGACGACACCAAACGAGAAGUAAGAUCGUAGGAUAAUUUUCCUGCAAAGUUUGAAAAGUAGGUAACCUGUCCUUGGUUUACAAAAUAAUCACAACUUGUCUUUCUUGUCACUGCAGCUGCGCCUGCGUGACCAGAUGGGGGAUGAAAAGUACCAUGCCUAUGCUGUGAUGGUGAGGCAGCUGAAGUUUUUCGAGGAUAUUGCCCUCAAGGUUUAAAGAAAGCACUGUAUAAUAAUCAAGGAGUGAUUGUAUUUUCACACAUCACGGCUCAUGUGUCCUCUAGAGGAAAGCUUCUUGACGGAUCUUUGAGAAGAGAAAAUUCAGUGAUAUGUCCAUGUCCUGCUGCUUGUGGCAUUGUCACAUUUUCUCUCCUGCUUGUAUGUAAAUGAUCAUUUAUGCAUGCAGGCUCUGUGAACUAAUGCAUCCUUUUUUAUACAUUAUUUGAACUCAAUCUGUUAUUUUGAAUGCAAGAGUUCUGUUAGGUCAAAGCACUACUUUUUUUCCCUUUCUGUUGUUGAAAGUUUCUUAAUUUAUAAUGUGAGUCAGACUUUUAAUAGUUGUUUUUUCUUUUCCGAUGCUGUAUUCUAUUCUCAUACAUAAAAUAAUGUAGAUGCACUGUAGAUAUUAACAUUUGAAAUUUUUUAAUAAACCCUGAAUUUCUUUCA